GGUUUGCGACGGCCGAGCUACCGGUAUGGCGGAUUGCGACGGCGUGAAGAUGGCGGGGGCGGAACGGAGUGGCGAAAUGCUGAAGGAGAAGGCGAAUAAUUACUUUAAAGAGAAAGAUUAUGAGAAUGCGAUCAAGUAUUACUCCGAAGCUGUGGAGCUGAACCCUGACAAUGCCAUCUACUAUGGGAACCGCAGCCUGGCUUACCUCCGCACGGAGUGCUACGGCUAUGCCCUGGCAGACGCAACUCUCGCACUGGAGCUCGACAAGAACUACAUCAAGGGGUACUACAGGCGCGCCACCUCCAACAUGGCACUGGGCAAGUUCAAGGCAGCGCUCAAGGACUAUGAAACGGUAGUAAAGGUGCGACCCAACGACAAGGAUGCCAAGCUGAAGUACCAGGAGUGCAGUAAGAUCGUCAAGCAGAAGGCGUUCGAACGAGCCAUCGCCAGCGACGAGCUCAAGAGAUCGGUGGUGGAUUCUCUGGACAUAGAGAGCAUGACAAUCGAGGAAGACUACUCGGGGCCCAAGCUGGAGGAAGGGGGAAAGGUCACGCUGAAGUUCAUGAAGGAGAUGAUGAGCUGGUUCAAGGGCCAGAAGAAACUGCACAGAAAGUGUGCCUAUCAGAUUUUGGUACAGGUGAAGGAGCUUCUAUGCAAGCUUCCCAGUCUUGUAGAAAUUACAUUAAGUGAGAAAGAGAAGAUCACUAUCUGCGGUGACACACACGGACAGUUCUACGACCUGCUGAAUAUCUUUGAACUUAACGGCUUGCCUUCUGAGACUAACCCCUAUCUCUUCAAUGGGGACUUUGUGGACCGUGGAUCCUUCUCUGUGGAAGUGAUCUUAACCCUGUUUGGCUUCAAGCUGCUGUUUCCAGACUGCUUCUACCUGCUCAGGGGGAACCACGAGACAGACAACAUGAACCAGAUGUACGGGUUCGAGGGUGAAGUGAAGGCGAAGUACACCGCGCAGAUGUUCGAGCUGUUCAGCGAAGUGUUUCAGUGGCUGCCCCUGGCACAGUCCAUCAAUGGCAAAGUGCUGGUGAUGCAUGGGGGUCUCUUCAGCGAAGAUGGGGUAACGCUGGACGACCUCCGGAAAAUAGACAGGAACAGGCAGCCUCCAGAUUCAGGGCCAAUGUGUGAUCUGCUGUGGUCUGACCCACAGGCUCUGGACGGCCGGUCGGUCAGUAAGCGAGGUGUCAGCUGUCAGUUCGGACCAGACGUCACCAAGCGGUUCCUGGAGCAGAACCACCUGGAUUACAUCAUCCGCAGCCACGAGAUGAAGUCCGAGGGGUAUGAGGUCACACACAAUGGGCAGUGCAUCACCGUCUUCUCGGCGCCCAACUACUGCGACCAGAUGGGGAACAAAGGUGCAUAUAUCCACCUGCGGGGGUCCGACCUCAAACCAGAGUUCCACCAGUUCACAGCUGUGCCUCACCCGAAUGUCAAGCCCAUGGCCUACGCUAACUCACUGAUGCAGCUGGGAAUUAUGUAACUGUGCUGGAUCUUUUGGGGGGGGUGGUGGGGGGGUUCACCCGUGAGACUUCGGUUUGUUUUUCGUCCAAUUAUUUUUCUCCUGUUCCUCCUCCUCCCUCCGACUAACCUGUCCUGUCCGCUGAUCUGGAAAGACAAACUGAAGGGAGCGCUGAAGGGUUGUAUUUUCACCAGAGAAAACAGCAGAUUUUUUUUUUUUUUUUUUAUUAUUAUUUUCCCCAGACUCUGUAUUUAUAAAAACGACACGGGGUCUCACUGCGACUCCUAAAGAUUUAGAGGCGAGGAAGGAGGUUGGGGGGAGAGAGGGUUGAAUUCUCUACUCUGUUCCCAUCACCCCAGCCUGUGUAUAAUCUAGUAGCCGAGUGUAAUUUAAAUUGUCACUGUGGACGCACAAUAAAAAUAGGCAGGGAUCUUUUGGUUUAGGUUCUGUUAAAGAAUAUGUGGGUCAUGAAAACCUGAUCGUUCCAGAAACAACUGUCUCUGAUUUUUAUUUCAAGUCGCACUAAAAAAUGAAAGUUAUUGACUUGGGCUGCUGGGUAAAUCCAUUGGCCUUGUGCACCCUGUCCUGCUUUUAUAAGUACUUGAAACUGAUAAAGGUUUACCUGGAUCACUAGUUUAUUUAAGUGGCUACAGCACGAGCUACCACAAUCAAAAUGCUUUUACUUAAUUAAUUGAGAACACAUUUCUCCCCAGUCUGAUUGCUGGCUAAUUUUAAUGAUCAUCAUGGGCUGGACUUGAUGCAGCCCAGGUGGAUUUCUUUUCCAGCUGUUGAAACAGGAGUGAUCAAGGGUUGUGUGGGUGCCCCAGUCUGUCCUGAAGGGUAAUUGAUAACACUGGAAGUCAGAAAUAGUGUUGUAUGGGAAGCCUUGAACAUGCCUUUAAGGGUUAGGUGAGCCUGAAAUUAACUUUUAGCAAGAACUGGCUUUACAGGAGUUUGUGGAAAAGGAUCACCACCAUAGUAGUAUGGCUGUAAAGCUUACAGGGGGGAAAAACGAUUCAAUCUUGAAGCUGAAAUGGAUCGCCCUCGACUCAAACUGUUUUUUUUACCCUUGUAUUACAGUAAAAACUGUUACAGUUUCCCGUUACAGGCAGUGGGAGUUUUCUGGUUGUUUACGUGACACAUUCGGGCCGAUUCAAGGGUUGCAAAGAGUUGUUCUCUUAAAGGUAAAGUCAAAUUGGCCGUACGUCCCUUAUGACGAUGGUGGAAGCCCUGUGUAAGUACAGUUGUGCUAGAACACCUCAACAUUUGUCAUUCUAUGUCGUUCAUAUACCUACCUGCAGCGGUUUGAUUUUACGCACAACAAUUCAAAACAGAAGCAAUGGGGUGUUCUGAUGUACGCUGCUGUAUGGUAUGUUUUAAAAAAAAAAAGAUCUUGAAUCAAAAACGGUUUAAAUACAUAGAUUGUAAACAUAAGCAGAGACUUGCAGAUGUUACAAAGCCUUGUAGGAAACAUAAAAUCCCACAGUUCACUUGUAGACCGUGACAGUCCUGUGUUCCUACAUGGGUGGGCAGACUCACUUGCGCCCUGUGUAGGACCGGUUUGUUAACAAAUCUUCUGUCUGUAGUUGAGACUUGAAAAGACCUAGGGUACCCUGGAGUAUGGGUUGUAUGUUUUGUUUUGUUUUGAGGACUACAGCUUCCUCUAUUAAAAUGUACAAUAACAAA
Molecule: messenger RNA, 3157 nt
Organism: Polyodon spathula (Mississippi paddlefish)
Lineage: Eukaryota; Metazoa; Chordata; Actinopteri; Acipenseriformes; Polyodontidae
Product: serine/threonine-protein phosphatase 5-like
Exons: 13
Coding region: 26-1492 (488 amino acids)
Cellular component (GO): nucleus; cytosol
Molecular function (GO): protein serine/threonine phosphatase activity; protein binding
Source: RefSeq, a predicted model, not a curated record